Anguilla rostrata (American eel) is the source of this 5114-nucleotide messenger RNA. RefSeq names its product sideroflexin 1 (gene sfxn1). Gene Ontology annotation, cellular component: mitochondrial inner membrane. Gene Ontology annotation, biological process: serine import into mitochondrion; monoatomic ion transport. The record is from RefSeq and is a predicted model, not a curated record. Lineage: Eukaryota; Metazoa; Chordata; Actinopteri; Anguilliformes; Anguillidae. The transcript is spliced from 12 exons. The coding region runs from base 311 to 1279 and encodes 322 amino acids. Gene Ontology annotation, molecular function: monoatomic ion transmembrane transporter activity.
CACACCGGCUGUUUGGGGACCCUGAUGUAGACGUUCAGUCAAUUCGCACUGAAGGUAUAUUGGUAUUGUAGAGACUGCUAUUUUGAAGUGAUCGUUCACUUCACCAGCAGCCGGAAGUUCCCCUCGGUCGCUUUGAAUACGGGAGAGUGUUCGCUUCACGAAGCAAUCAGGGACACCCCUUACAGUCAAACCAUAUCUUGAUACAGUGAAGAAGCCGCGGACACCCCCUUCAUCGUCUGUGUUGAAUGCUGGGAUAGACUCCACUGCUCCAGGACCUCCCGCGACCCUGACCAGGAAUAAGCGGAUCACCAUGACUACAGAGCUUCCCACGAACAUUAAUAUCAAGGAGCCGCGAUGGGACCAGGACACCUUCAUGGGUCGCGCGAAACACUUCUUUACCGUCACCGACCCCCGGAACAUUCUCUUAUCCAACGAGCAACUGGAGAACGCCCGACAGAUUAUCCACGACUACAGACAGGGGGUGGUGUCCCCAGGCCUCACAGAAGACCAACUCUGGAGGGCGAAGUACGUCUACGACUCUGCCUUCCACCCGGAUACCGGGGAGAAGAUGCUCCUGAUUGGCCGAAUGUCCGCGCAGGUCCCUAUGAACAUGACCAUCACGGGAUGCAUGAUGACAUUCUAUAAAACAACUCCAGCGGUUGUGUUCUGGCAGUGGAUCAACCAGUCGUUUAACGCCAUAGUGAACUACACCAACCGGAGUGGAGACGCACCCAUCACUGUCAGUCAGCUCGGUACAGCCUACGUAUCCGCUACGACGGGCGCCGUGGCAACCGCUUUAGGGCUAAACACACUAACCAAGCAUGUCUCGCCUCUGAUUGGCCGAUUCGUCCCCUUCGCCGCCGUAGCAGCUGCUAACUGUAUCAACAUCCCACUGAUGAGGCAAAGAGAGUUGAAGCAUGGUAUCCCAAUAAUGGACGAGAAUGACAACAGGCUGGGGGAGUCAUCGAAAGCCGCCCAACAGGCCAUUUCCCAGGUUGUGGUGUCCCGAAUCCUCAUGGCCUCCCCAGGAAUGGCUAUCCCACCGUUUUUGAUGAACACUUUGGAAAAGAGAGCGUUUCUGAAGAGGUUUCCGUGGAUGAGUGCGCCCAUACAGGUGGGACUGGUGGGAAUCUGCCUGGUGUUUGCCACCCCUCUCUGCUGCGCCCUGUUUCCCCAGAAGAGCUCGAUGUCGGUGAGCCGCUUGGAGCCGGAGUUGCAGGAGAAGAUCCGGGCGAGUCACCCGGGGGUGGAGAGGGUGUAUUUCAAUAAAGGACUGUGAGACCCCCCCCCCGCCAUGUCAGACCAGCGUGUUACCCAGGAAAACAGCUCGAGAUAACCCUUCGUCGUGUGUGCCAAAGUCCCCUCCUCUUUCAUCGCAAAAUUCCAGAGUUGUAAUUAUUAUUCCUAUUUUUAAAUCGACAGCCUUUUAUCAUGCCUGAUCUGUGUUAGGGAAGUAGCAGUGGGGGUGGGACUAGGGAAGGGGUUUAGGGAAUGGGGUUUGUUUGCUUGAACACGUUUACCUUUUCACAGUAUUGAUUCUGUUUUGUUUUUUUGUAAAUCACGUCGUACCAUAAUCUGCCUCAUUUUCCACAUCGUUUCAAAUUAAGUAGUCUUCGGAAAAAGGGUGUUUUCUCUCUGUUGCUCCAAUGUCUUAUUUUUGUUUGACAUAGUCAGACCUCAGUGGCAAAAUGUGGAUUUAUUAUGAUCUAAUAAUAGGUUUAUUGAUCUUGCUCUGCUCCUCACUGUCAAAAGUGCAAUUUCCAGGAAGUAGAAAUCAGGAAAAAUGCAGCCCCGCCUACAGUCAGGUUUUUAGUUGUGUGCCAAAAUUGGUAAAGCUCACUACCUUAUAAACCUCUCCUCAGGGCUCACCUGAGCUUUGGAAUGAUCACACGCUGCAGGUGAUUUCUGAUGUAGACGGAAUCAUGCAGUCAUAUUUCCCAUCACUGGUGCUGUGAUAAUAUAUAUAUAUAGGCUACAACUUGUGGAUCAUAGCUAUUACUUCUGUCUGCCUGUCAGCCAAACAUGCAUGAACAAAACCCGCCAUCUCUCGAGCCAGACAAAGAGGGGUCGAGUCACAUUUCAAAAAUCAAGUUCUUAAAGAGUGACCUACCUGUGCAAUAAACUAAUUACAGGGAUUUUUUGACCUGGUGAAACCCACGGUUUUGUGGUCUCCGGGUUUUUGCAGAAAUUGAGCAAGCCCGCAAAACGGCAGCCCUCAACGCGCGAGCAGUCCCUCCGCAAAGCCGGGCCUUUUGAAAUGUGGCUCGUCGCGCACAAAUGUGGUUUCUAACACGCAAUGGGACGGUAGGUAGGGUCCCUCUUUCAGUUUGCAGGGUGUGUUUUUUUUUUUUUUUUUUUUUUUUGGUCCAGGGAAGCACAGUCACAAGGCAGCACAGUGCAGCAUAUUUUCACUCAAGGGUUUGUAUCUCUGAAGUAUGGGAUCACUUCUGCUUCUGUGGGGAUCACUGGUGCUUUUGCCUCCCCCCCCCCCAAACUCAAGAAGUGUACGCUGGAGCCGUAACCGAUCAAUUGAGGCUGGGCUCGAUUGUGCUAGUACUCCCAGUCAACUGCGUGUUGACUGACAGGCCUAAUGCCGUCACCAUGGCAAUCAGGAUUUUCACUCUAAUGCUGAUGGGGAAUGCAAUAGUUCAAGACGAAUGCUCAUGAAUCCCACCCCCCCCAGAUUUAGUGCCAAUAUAUUUUCAGUGUCAACCUCAUUUCAGUACGAUUCUGUUUCUGUGAACAUAAAAAAAAAAACAAUUUUUUUAUAGUUAUAUAUUUCCAAGGCUUGUGGUACGGUUAGGAUGUGCACAGGCACAGACAAACAUCCAUGCUUUCGAAAGAUUUGAGUAGUCUCGUUCCGAUAGCCUGAAGAUAGAUAUAGUAUGAAUGUGAUUUUUAUAGAUGAAUUUUAAAGCAAAGUAAUUAUUAGUUUUGACAUUUACCAAGUGAUUAAGCUUUGUUAAACUGAUGUUGUAAUUCAGGGGUGCACAACUCCAGUCCUGGAGGCCUAGUCCGUGCGUGGGUUUUUGUUCCAACCAGUUACCUUAGUUUUGGAUUUCUGACAGCUCUAUAAACUAUGCUGGUUCAUUUGUGUAUUUGAGUGCAGUAAAAUCUUUAGGAUACUCUUCCAGUCUGCGGCUGUAGCUGGUGCUUAUACAAAUACCAGCACCAAUUAAAGAUGCGAUCGAGCUAGUGAAAUAACUGGGUGUGGAAGUUGGCACGAAAUCCUGAAACGGAUCGGCCAUUGUUGCGCACCCCUGAUCUAAACCUAUUUAUGAUGAUUAGAAAUCAUUUUCUGGCCACAGUUCUGGAGGGCUUUACUUCUUCACAUGUAUAAAAUCUUAUGUAAAUGUGCUGCUCAAAGGGGAACUUCAUCCUAAUGCGAUGUUAUAGUAUUUUGUACAGGAUGUCCUCCAAUGUUGGAAGGGGCGAAAAAAGGGAACGUAUUCAAAGUUGCGUUUUGCCUAGAAAUCGUAUGUUCCGCUGGCCUGCGUUGUGGUCAACCUUCUUUGUCUCGUGACUACAUCACCCACAAUUCCUUGCACUCUUUUUAGUUUUGUUGGGCCCAGAUAAAGCCUCAGUGGGUGACCGGUUAACAGAGGAUACAAUUUAAGUUGAAAUGGUAAAUGGACUGCAUUUAUAUAGCUCUUUUAUCCAAAGCGCUUUACAAUUGAUGCCUCUCAUUCGCCAGAGCAGUUAGGGGUUAGGUGUCUUGCUCAAGGACACUUCGACACUCCCAGGGCGGGGUUGAGAGAGUUGAGAAAAUGCACGCUCCAGUUUAUACCUGGUGCUGGACGAAAAGACACGGAAAGAUUAGAAUUAUAAUAUCUGCGCACUCUGUAAGCUCUCACAACAUGUUUUAAUUGGGGGGGGGGGGGAAGUCUACGUUUCAACUGAAUGCCAUACCAGUUUUUCACCAAAAAAGGAUACAGUAGCAUUCAUAAAUGAGUCUCUUUAAAAACAGAAAUGGGACUAAACUAAACAGGAUGUAGCAGGUUUGUCCACAGACAAAUGUGAUUAUGUGCAGCUGUCACGCUGGCCAAAUUCAGACUUCAUUUUUUUUUUUUUGCAAUAAGCUAUUCCUUGCAGAUCAGUUAAAUAUAUAUAUAUAUAUAUAUAUAUAUAUAUAUUUUUUUUUUUUAAACUUGUUUUAGGCUUAUGUUCCCCUUUAAUGCAAGAUGACAUGUAAAUAGCAUGUGUUAUUUAAAUCGAUAUUCUCAAAUGCAGCAUAACUCACGGUGUUGCUUGACUUGUGGAAGUGUGGCUCGGUUUUCAGAAGCUGCUGGUCAUUAUUUUUUUAAAAGCACUGUCAAAAAGAACUUUGCACAAAAAGGUUUAACCUCUGGAUUUGUAUACAAGCACAAUAUUUCUUGUUUUUUUCAGAGGGAAAAGACAUGACUAACUCUCGAGUCGCAUUUUGGAAGUAACCCUCCGCCCCCACCCCCAACAUAGAGCAAAUCUAAAGCCUCUGGUGCUUAUUACAGUAUAUUGAACAUAACAAAUAUUAUAUUAGAUUUGUGUGAAGCAUAUGAUAUGAAUAGAUGUGGUUGAGACAUUGUUAACUUGGCAGCACAUUCAUGUGUUGAAGAGAUGAUGUGAUUUUAGGCUAUUAACAGUAGAUGGGGUUAUUAUACUUUUACCUCCACGUACGUACAUGUAGAUAUGUUCUUAUUGUUACAUGCUGGAUGGCGUUUCAGUAUGGGGGGGGGCAAACCGAUUCAAGACCAUCUCAGUUUAACAAGCCCAAGAUCACAGUAUCAACAGCACAGAACAAAAAAAAAAGAAAUCUCAACUUCAAGUAUUCAGUAAAAAACGCAUGGCUGUUGUUUCUGUGGUGAACUGCACUGCCCAUUUAUGGCCCAAAGGCUCUUGGGUAAUAAUCAGGGUCUGUAUGAAUGCAUAUAGAUUCCAGAUAUAUACUAUGAAAAAGUGGAAAGGUUUAUAUUAAUUGAGGUGAAAUGGUGAUUCACACAAAAUUGUGCAAUAAAAUGACAUGUUCUGAGUACUAUGUUUUUAGGUUAUUUUUUUGUUUGUUUUUUUAAAAAUCGGUACGUUGUGUCCUGUAGAUCGAUUGGAUGAAACAAAAAUAAAAGUGUAUUCUGUAUUAAGGA